CGUCAGGAUGUGUUAUACACUGAAGUGAAGAGUUUGAGUUCUGCAGUAUCAGCGCUGACAUCCAAACUAAAUGAUACAGUUCGCAAUCAGGACCAGAAACAGACUGAAACAAAACAAUUAUUAGGCAAUUUGAGCUCAUCUGUUACAUCUCUACAGUCUGAUCUUCAAAAGAAGCAGCGUGACUUUGAGUCUCUGUCGAGCUCACUGAGGGACCUGAAGAGUUCAGUUUCAGAUCUCUCUUCUUCUGUUGCAUCUGUUUCUUCUCAACUAUCAUCAGUCAGCAUGAAGGAUGUGUCACAAACUGACAUAAAGAGUUUGAUGAAUAAUUUGAGUUCUGCAGUGUCAGCGCUGAUGGUGCAGCUGAAUGAUGCAGUUAACAAGCAGGACCAGAAACAGAGUCAAACAGAAAGAUCACUGGACAGUCUGAAGACAUCUGUAGAGUCUGAUCAACAAAACAAACAACGUGACUUUGAGUCUCUGUCGAGCUCACUGAGGGACCUGAAGAGUUCAGUUUCAGAUCUCUCUUCUUCUGUCUCAUCUGUUUCUUCUCAACUAUCAGUCAGCAUGCAACAGCAGGAUGUGGAAAACUUGAUGAACAGUUUGAAUUUUACAGUAUCAGAACUGACAUCUACACUAAAUAAUGCAGUUAAAAAGCAGGAACAGAAACAGACGGAAACAGAAAGAUCCCUGAACAGUUUGAAGUCUUCUGUACAAUCUGAUCAACAAAACAAACAGCGUGACUUGGAGUCACUGAAGAGCUCAUUGAGAGACCUGAAGAGUUCAUUGUCAGAUCUCACUUCUUCUUUCGCAUCGAUUUCCUCAAAACAACAAACCUCUGAGGAAAGAGUCAUGAACGCUCUGAAGGAGCUGAUGAAUAAAAUGAGCAACAAAACAGCAGAUGUCUCUGUGGCCGUCUGUAAAUCUGGCUGGAUCUUGUACAAAAGCAGCUGUUUCUUGUUCUCUAGUAAUCAACUCACCUGGUCAGAGGCACGAGAUUACUGCAAAGCGCAGGACGCAUUACUCCUGAAAAUACAAGACGACGAUGAGGAGUGGACCUUUCUGAACAAACAAACCAUGCCCACAGCCUUCUGGGUGGGUUUAACUGAUCAGACCACAGGCCAGUGGAGAUGGGCGGAUGAAACUCCUUACAUCAUGAAUAAAGAGCGCUGGAAUCCUGGGCAGCCGGAUGACUGGAGAGACCAUGGUUUGGGAGAGGGAGGAGAGGACUGUGGGGAGAUAACAUAUACUGGGAAACUAAAUGACAACCACUGCUCUGUCAAAAUGAGAUUUAUUUGCAGAGUGUAAUCCUGAACCUCAAAAGGUCUUUGAUGAAUUGCAGUCAAAAUGAGAAGGAAGAUCAGAUCUCCUCAGAUCUCUCUGUAACCUCUCUUGCCUUGUUCUUGUAUUUACUUAAUCUUAACAAUUCUUGUUUACUUAAUCUUUUAAUAAAAAAACAAAUAUUUCA
Molecule: messenger RNA, 1465 nt
Organism: Carassius auratus (goldfish)
Lineage: Eukaryota; Metazoa; Chordata; Actinopteri; Cypriniformes; Cyprinidae
Product: asialoglycoprotein receptor 1-like
Exons: 13
Coding region: 283-1305 (340 amino acids)
Source: RefSeq, a predicted model, not a curated record